Molecule: messenger RNA, 2847 nt
Organism: Rotaria sp. Silwood1
Lineage: Eukaryota; Metazoa; Rotifera; Eurotatoria; Philodinida; Philodinidae
Source: the annotation of a GenBank genome assembly
AUGGAGUUACUCGACAAGACAAUCAAAAUCAAACUUGAGGCAUUUAUGGAUGAUAUCAAUAAAAUUUUAUCGGAUACUAUAAUACAAGGAUUUGAUGCUAUUGAAGCUCUUAUCAAUAUUGACAGUUUUUUGGAAGCGGAGCAAGGUAUGAAAAAUCUCAGUCGUGUACAGCGUGAAUUAGCAGCUUAUUGUACAUCGACUGCUUUGAUCGAAAAAAGUAAAGAGCUUAGAGAAAGAUUGGAUGGUAUAGUUAAUGAGAUCUUACAACGUGACUUUGAAGACAUUAAUACAUAUUCCAUGAAUUCACCAAAAGAUCUUAUCACAAAAUUAAGGAUAAUUGCAUUACGUGGUAAUGCUAGAUUUAAUCAAGUCUACAAUAUUAUGUUGGGAAAAAUCAGGCAAAAUUUUAGUACAGCUAUAGAACAAGUACGUGCUGCAGCGUUGGAGGAACGUGUCAAUAAGGAGAUCGAUUCCAAAUUAAAAGAUAUUUUACCGUUCAAAGUGGAUAUUGAUAAGUUAGAAGAAGAGCUGAAAAAGAAGAUCCAAAAACUUGGUGCUCAACUACUUGCGAUCGCAUCAAAAAGCGAGUUGUCUUCACGAGACUCCGAUCAAUUUCGUAUGUUUUACAACCAUCUAGCAUCAUUGGAUAAAUAUACAGCUAGGAUAGGGUUCGAUGCUCGACAAUUUUUAGAUGCAUCAGAGGAGAAAAUUUUUGAUCAAGUAAUGUCCUUAAGCAAAGAGAUAAGAUCUUCAAGUUCGGAUGUUCCAAAAGUCGCUAAGUUGUUAACUAAAAUGAAAUUUUUUGCUGAAAAUUUAUCGAUGUUCGAUAAUAAAAUCAAUGAAGAGAUCGACGAGAUACUUAAAAUUUACAAACAACAAGAAGGUCCGGCAGUACUUAUGCAAUUGACUAUGAUAUUAGAAAAAACAGAUAUCGGUGCGCGAUUAAUAUCCGAGCAUUCUUCUUUAAGUGGAGAAGAUUGGCGAAGACGACGUGAAAAAAUGCAAAAUCAGGAUAAUUUGGAGUAUGUUCUGAAAGAAUUAGCCGGCGACGAUAUUACAACAGAUGUUUUAGCUACAUGUUAUCAAACUUUUAGGGCAACGUAUGACGAUUUAAUAUCUCGAAUUUUAGGAGUAUUUGAUCAGAAAAAAGAUAACGAACCUGAUUUAGAAGUAUUAAUCAAUCAAACUAAAGCUCUUGUGGCAACAGUAACUAAAAAACCGAAUACUAUUAUUUGGGAUCACUCUUUCAAAGAUAAGAUUCCUGAAUUAUUGGCGCAUAUUUUCGCUGUCUGGACUUUGAAAAACACGCAACAUUAUAAUGCAUUGCGCGGUAUUGAAUCUGCACGCGCAUAUUUGCUAAUGCCUCAUGUUGCACAAGUUCUUGCCAUUUUCCGUAUUCUUGGUAUUGGCUACAAUAAAUACACAAAAAUCAAAGGAUCUAAUAAAUCUUUAGCAGAGAAAAUCUCUGAUGAUUUGAUUAAUAAUCUAGUAGAGAUAGGAACAGGUGAAGGCAAAUCAGUUGUAAUGGCAGUAACAGCGUGCGUUUUCGCUCUCUUAGGAGUGGAUGUCAAUUGUUCAUGUUAUAGUGAAGUAUUAAGUGCACGAGAUAAGAAAGAUUUUGCUUCAGUUUUUCGUGCUCUCGGAGUAGAAGAACGUAUUGAAUAUGCGAUGAUUGGUAGAAUUACACUGUUAACUCGAACAUUCGGACGAGGUACUGAUUUUAUCUGUCGUAAUCAACAACUCUUACUUAAUGGAGGUAUGCAUGUACUUCAAACAUUUUUCUCUGAAGAAUUAUCUGAAGAAUACCAAAUUAUAGGUAGAGGUGCACGACAAGGAGAUUAUGGCUCAUACAGAAUGAUUUUGCUAGAUAAAGAUUUAGAAUGGGUUCUCGGUCCUAAUUGGAAGACAGAGCUACCAAAAAUAUUAGGCACUACUCUUUAUGCAGCUUUGAAUAAGGCUCGCAAUGCAAUUUAUGAAAGUAAAUGUGCUGCGAAAGAACUUGGUAUAGAGCAAUGCAAGCAUGAACAUAAUGCUUCUAAAGAAUUUAUGACUGCAUUAUCCGAAGGUAACAUGAAGACUGUAAAGAAUUUUUUGUUGGAACAAAAUCGGGGAGCAAGUUCAGUUCCGAAAACUUCACGUACGGUUUUAUUAAUGGAUGCAACAGGCUCUAUGUCGAAUUUGUUAUCUGCUACGAAAGAAACGGUGUGUACAAUGUUUGAGCGAGCUUCUGACAUCUUAAAAGAAAAAAUGCUUCCUAGUGAUGCAUUUCAAAUGCAAAUUGCUAUAUAUCGAAACUAUAAUUCUAAAGCGAAUAAAAUUUUGCAAACUUCUUCGUGGGAGACAAAAGCUAGUAAUUUAAGAGCAUUUAUGAACACAAUCCACCCUGAAGGUGGAUGGGGGAACGAAGCCAUUGAAAUAGGUUUAUGGCACGCAGUUAAAGAAAGCGAAAUGCAAAACUCAAUCUCUCAAGUAAUAUUAAUAGGAGAUGCUCCAGCGAAUACACAAAAAGAGGUCAGUCAGAAAAGAGGAAGUUUUGGUGAAGCAUAUUGGGAAAAAACUAGAUUUAGUAAGCCAACAUAUUAUCAGUAUGAAUUACAAAAGUUAAAAGAGAACAGCAUUCCUGUGCAUGCGUUCUAUCUUACUGAUUAUGCAAAGGGUGAUUUCCGAAAAAUUGCGAGAGAGACGCAAGGACGCUGUGAACAUUUAGAUAUUUAUUCUUCGGAUGGUGCUGAGUCACUGACCGAUUUUGUAACAGAAGAAAUUUUAAGGAGUGCUGCUGGUGAUCAAGGAGAUGCUGCAGUAGAACUAUAUAAAAUGAAAUAUGAGAGAAAAACUUAUGCGUUUUGA